Messenger RNA from Eriocheir sinensis (Chinese mitten crab), 1905 nucleotides. Its product is annotated as probable serine/threonine-protein kinase clkA. The record is from RefSeq and is a predicted model, not a curated record. The transcript is spliced from 2 exons. Lineage: Eukaryota; Metazoa; Arthropoda; Malacostraca; Decapoda; Varunidae. The coding region runs from base 1 to 1890 and encodes 629 amino acids.
AUGGAAGAAGUUGCUGCAGAGAGAAAGGAUGGAGACACAGAGAGCAAGGGAGGAAAAGAUAAACCCAAGAAAGAGAAGUGUUCGCCGAAAAUGAAGAAAUGUGUCAACGCCGGCGGAACGUGCAAGAAGUGGGGCAAGUGCAAGACGAAGGUGGUUCCCGGCAAUUGUGACUACCAGCACAAUAUCAACAUCAACAUCGACAGCGUCAACGUCGACAGCAACGACAACAACAACGGCAACAACAACAACAACAGAAUCAACAACAACAGCAAGAACAACAACAACAACAGCAACAACAACAACAACAACAAAACCAACAACAACAACAACAACAACAGCAACAGCAACAACAACAACAACAACAGCAACAACAACUACACCAGCGACAACUUCGACCUCAACUGUGUCAACUACAACUUUAACACAAACAACAACUACACCAACGACAAUCUCAACAACAACUUCAAGACAAACAACCUCAACCGCAACUGUAUCAACAACAACUUCAUCACCAACAACAACUACACCAACGACAACUUCAACAACAACAACAGCAACAACAACUUCUACAACAGCAAGUCCACCAAUAACGUCAACUACAACUACAUCAGCAAGUACAACGCCGACAACAACUACACCUGCAACACCAACAACAUCUACAACACCAACAACAACUACAACACCAACAACAACUUCAACUACAACAACCUCAACAUCAACAUCAUCAUCAACAACUACAACACCAACUACUACUUCCACAUCAACAACAAGUACAACACCAACAACAACAUCAACAACUACAAGCUCCACAUCAACUUCAUCAUCAACAUCUACAACACCAACGACAACUACAACGUCAACUUCGACGUCAACAUCAACAUCAUCAACUACAUCAACAUCGACAUCGACUUCAACAUCAUCAACAACUUCAACAUCAACUUCAACUUCAACAUCAACGUCAACAACAACACCAACAACAACUUCAACAUCAACAACAACUACAACACCAACAACAACUUCCACAUCAACAACAUCGACAACACCAACGACAACUACAACUUCAACUUCAACUUCAACGACAACAUCAACGUCAACUUCAUCAUCAACUUCAACGUCAACGUCAACUUCGUCAUCAACUUCAACGUCAUCGACAUCAUCAACUUCAACACCGACAACAACUUCAACUUCGACGUCAACUACAACACCAACAACAACUACAACAUCAACUUCGACAACAACUUCUUCUACAUCAACAUCAAGUUCAACAUCAACUUCUACAACGUCGACAACUUCAACAUCAACGUCAACUUCAACAUCAACGUCAACUUCAACAUCAACGUCAACCUCAACAUCAACGUCAACUUCAACAUCAACAUCUACUUCAACGACAUCGACAACUUCAACGUCAACAUCUACUUCAACAUCAACAACAUCCACUUCUACAUCAACUUCUACUUCAACCAGUACAGUUUAAGCUUGAGUGGAUCCUCGCUCACACCUUCCAACGUGGUGGAAUUGAGGUGUUUGGUGAGGGCCGGAAUGGGAGGCUUUGUAUCGCCUCUUUCCACAUUGUGUGACACAAAUACAGCACUGCAUUCAGAGAUAAACGUUUUUCUUUACCUGCUUCGUUAUGUAUGCGUAUGGAGUGCUUUACGGAUGACCUCUUCCAUUACUGACUCUUGGUCACCCUCUCACGUGCAGGUUGUGGUAAAACUUUUGUUGAUAUCUUAUAGGCAUCUCCAAAGUUGUUGCCGUACGUCAUGGCAUAAACCUUUGAUUUCUAAGCUACUUUACAACGGAUUUUAUCCCUCACUCUUCUGUCCAAGCUUGUCAGGACGAUUAGAGGAAAGGCAUUUCCUACAUAUAAGCCCGUCCAGCUCCACAAACUGAGGUUCAGCACCAUUC